This is a messenger RNA of Peronospora matthiolae, 1341 nucleotides long. Lineage: Eukaryota; Oomycota; Peronosporomycetes; Peronosporales; Peronosporaceae. The record is from the annotation of a GenBank genome assembly.
AUGCGAAUUUACACCUCCAACAUCGUAGCCAUCGCUGCCUUCAUCGCGUGCGUCGACAAAUCAUCAGUGGAGGCUAAAGCUGUCGCCGACUUCCAUUCGGCUCGAACCGGUCCUGCCACCGACUUCGCUCUCGUAGAGAGGCGGUUGAGGUCUGACCAGCUGAAGGAAGGUGAAGAGAGGAUGGAGGGUGGGGGGCUCGAGAAGCUGGAGGGCGUUGUCGUGAAGGGCACGGAGAGCAAUCUCCGACGUCGCACAGGUUUUCUCCUACAGCAUCUCGGCGCACUGAAUUCCGAGAUAUCUACUGUGGAGGCGGUGGUAGCGGCAAACGAGGCAAAGCUGGCAACGAUUCAACAUUGGGAUAAGGCGAAAGAGCUGGCCGUUCUUAGAUCGAAAGAUGUGGCGUCUCUGACUAAGGACGAUCAGCACAUGGGGGCGAUAGUGGCGGCGCAAUACAUGCGGUCGAAGGUUCCGGAUCAAGCGGCGACGGGACUUGCGUACCUCGAUCGCCUGGCGAGGCACUGGGAGGGAAAUAUUGUGGACGACGUUGCCAAAUUCGUACUGCCCGACACGACGAUACUUGACCUCAAUGGAGUGGCAGUGCUCAAACACUUUAUCGAAUACUUCGAGAAAGAGGAGGAAGUUGCUGAAGAAAUGCUGAUCAAGGCUCUCCUACUGCAGUACAGGGGCGACGGGCCGUUGUACCGAGUCGUGGCCUUAGCAAACAAGUAUGUCAACCAUGAAGGACUGGAAAUUGAGUUGUUGCACGCACUUGCUCGUCACUGGUUUCGACAAGGGCGUACUCGAGAAGACGUAUCCACGAUAUUGAGAGAGAAUGGCGAGCCUACGGAUGCAUCGAUCAAGGUGAUAGCUUAUACCACGUUCGACGAACUAGUGAGUGAUGUAGAGAAGGCGGAGUUGAACGAGGCGAUAGCGGCAUACAAGACAAAGCUGGCAACGAUUCAAGGUUGGGAUGAGGCGAAAAAGCUGGAUAUUCUCGGAUCGAACUGGGCGUCUCUCUCUCUGGACGAACAGCACAUGGGGGCGAUUGUGGCGGCGCAAUUCACGCGGUUGGGGGAUCCGGAUCAAGCGGCGACGGGACUUGCGUACCUCGAUCGCCUGGCGAAGCACUGGGAGGGGAAGCGUGUGGACGACGUUGCCAAAUUCGUACUGCCUGAUACGACGAUACUUGACCUCGAUGGAGCGGCAGUGCUCAAACACUUUAUCGAGUACUCUGCGAAAGGGGAAGAAGCUGCUGAACAAGCGCUGAUCGAGGCUCUCAAGACGCGCUACGAAAAAGUCUGGAUGUUGUACCGAAUCGUGGACUUAUUGAACAAGAAGUAG